CCAAUAUUAUACAUUCAAUAUUAUACAUCUAUCAUCGGGCCAGGUCAGCUUUUAUCGGCACAUCACAUAAGGUAGGUACCUAACCUAGACCUACCAAACCUAACCUACCCUAUCAAAUAGGUAAAAUAUGCCCUUCGAAUUCGUCGACAAUGCCAUUCUUGAUCGCCGCACGAGAAAGUUGAUCCGUAGCCAGGCGGCGAAGGGUCGGAAUGUCGGCAAAAAACACCCAUCGCGGGGGAGAAGAGCCGCGAUCAAGGCCAACAUUGCUGAAUCCCAUUAUAAUAAGCCCAACGACUUCUUGGCCUUGCAGCCCCGUCAUGCGGUGCUUCCUACUAUAGAACGGCAGGUGGGCGACAGCUUGUCUGUCUUCUCAUUACCGGUCGAGUCAACUCCCGGAUCUAGAAUUAUUAUUCAAAAAGCCCUCGCAUUCCUUAUGAGUAUCCCUACUAUGCCCAAGCUCGGGAGGGUCGUCGACUUCACAACAGCCGGGUCGAUCUGGAUCCAGUUCUGGUUUGUAGAUGAAGCCUAUUUCCACUGCGCUAUGGCGGCGUCCAUCGCGGCUAAGAAUAUGUUAACUUCAAGUAGCGAGAAUUACUCGGAAGGGCUGCGUCACCUAUCACACAGCCUCCAGAUAGUUAAUCAGAGACUGUCUGGUGGAAAGGCAUUAUUAGACACGACUUUAGCGUCGGUAGUGGCCAUGCUCCAGUACGAACGUAUGUGUGGGCAGUAUCAACAGAGCCUUAUUCAUUUCAGGGGGCUUCAGCGGAUGGUCGAGCUUCGCGGUGGGAUCUCGCAGCUUCGGAGGGAUAAGCCGGAACUUGCUCAAAAGAUAUUCAGAGCCGACCUCGAAUUUGCUAUUUAUUUAGGAUCGCCUACGCUGUUUGGCGUCGACGAAUUACCCGAUACUGCUACUAUAGACUGGCUUCGCGAAAGGUUUGGGGCGUCUCGAGUAUCGGCGUUACUCGCGUCGCCCCUAUUUAUGCAGCUAAGUCCUGAUAUGCAGGAGAUUUGGAUAGAUGUUAUGAGCCACGCGUCGUUUCUUAAUGAGAAUGAGAAUAAUGGCAUCAAGAUGGAUGGGUACAAGUACCAUGACACCCUUAUCCUCAUUGGGUAUCGACUUGUUCACAUUAGACCCCUCGACAAAGGCCCAGGCAUUAGUUUGGAGAAUGACAUACAUACGGGACUGUUGAUGCUUAUGACUAAUUUCUUCCUCUCUAUUCUGCAUCGAGUCCCUGAUCUGCCUCUUCUUCGUCAGCGAAUAGAAGCGCUUGUUCUAGAGAAACUUAUAGGGGGCAAGGAAGAGGAGGAGGUUCUUCUCUGGAUAUUAUUCAUGGCGGGAAUAACUAUACCUGGCCUACCCGAGGACGAGCAUUUUAUGCGGAGGAUAAGCGAAGUUACUAUAUCGUUAGAUCUUCAGAGUUGGGACGACGUACGUCAAAUACUCUCCAAGUUUCCAUGGAUCAAAGCCAUUCAUGAAAGGCCAGGAAACACGUUAUGGAACCAUCGAACUUUUAAUUAAAUAUAUUAAUCAACCUUAGGUGGGCGUACGACUUUCCCACUACCCCUGCUAAACUCUGAAACGUCAAAUCAAUAUGUACCUAUG
Daldinia caldariorum is the source of this 1603-nucleotide messenger RNA. RefSeq lists its product as uncharacterized. NCBI's taxonomy places the organism in Eukaryota, Fungi, Ascomycota, Sordariomycetes, Xylariales, Hypoxylaceae. The coding region runs from base 128 to 1519 and encodes 463 amino acids. The transcript is spliced from 4 exons. The record is from RefSeq and is a predicted model, not a curated record.